This is a messenger RNA of Insectozyma verbasci, 567 nucleotides long. The record is from the annotation of a GenBank genome assembly. NCBI's taxonomy places the organism in Eukaryota, Fungi, Ascomycota, Pichiomycetes, Serinales, Debaryomycetaceae.
AUGUACAAAUUAAUUAGCUUGAUUUUAUUCAGCUCAGCAUUAUUAGUUAAUGCUCAAGAUGAAGAUACCACUUCAUAUACUGGUACAACAGUUAUCACUACAACACCAGUUGUAACUGCAACUACUACAGUUGGAUUACAAGAAGAAGUUUUUGGUACUGCUUACGUUUUCACUGAUGAAGAAGGUCAAUUAACUACUACUACAGUUUAUGCAAGUACAGCAACUGGACCAGCUUCAUUAGAAGCAGGUGAAACAACAGAUGCAGCUUCAUCAGAACCAACCACUACAGCUACAACAAUAGCUUCAACUGGAUUAUCAGCACCACCAACAACUACAACAGAAGAAUCAGAAGCAUCAGAAGAAUCAGAAGCAUUAGAAGCAUCAGAAUCCACGCCAGUUUCAUCAGCUCCUUCUGCUUUGGCUGCUGGUCAAAUCACAGCUAUACCAUUCUCAGUCCCAUCUGGAUCCUAUUCUACAUCUACAUCAACAGGAGUAACAACUUUAGAAAAUGGAUCAACUGCAAUUUUAGAAGUCGUAGUUUUACACACCGAAGUAUGUGAUUUAUAA